UAAUAAAAUAGGCAAUUAAUUUAAUUACGAUUUGGUUCGAUCCUUAGUUUGAUUUUACGGUUUCGGUCUGAUGUGAAUCAAAUCGUUGCCCACCCCUAACCAUGACAAGGAAAACAAUAAGUUAUACUAAAAUAAGCAAAGAAAUAAAUCACAAAUCUAAAUAGACAUAAUGAAAUGAACAAAAUAACCUAAUUCUACUAAAAGUCUAAAACAAAGAGAGUAAUGAAUUAUAUCAAAAGAGGGAAAGAAAUAAAUAAUAAUUUAAUAAAUAAUAAUGAUCAAUCAUAUAUUAAUUUUAUUGGUGAAUUCAUAAAAAAUAGCAUUAUGGUCGCUUUUGAUUGUUUUUACUCAUUGAAGCAAUUCAUUCAAUCAACCAAGUUAGAUAAUGCAAAUGCACAUGACAAGGUUGAUUGAUGAUUUUUUAAACCAACGAUGCAAAAAUAACUAUUACAUGUAUAUAAGGUCGAGGCAUGUUAAUCGAUUCAUCUAGUCAAAUCAAAAUUAUCGUUUAGCCUAAUGAGGAUGGGAGUAAAAGAGAACACAUUGGUUGCUAUAUUGGGUAUGAAACAGGUUGCUCAACAUGAAAAAUAUUUUAGCCUACCAAAGAUUGUGGGAAGGGAGAAGAAUAGAGUAUGGAAGAAAGUUAAAAUGUGGAAAACAAAAUGUUACCAGCUAGAGCCAAUGAGGUAUUGGUCAUGGUGAAUUCUCUAUGCAAUGUCGAUGUUUCAGAUUCUAAUAAGUGUUUUACAACAAAUUAAUAGUUUGAUUGCAAAUUUCCGAUAAGGGCAGAAGAGCGAGGAAGGCAUAACUCCCUCGAUCAAAUGGAAGAAUUAUGGUUGCCUAAGAAUGAAGGAAGAUUGGAUUAUAUUAGCGGACAUGGGCCAGCUGGCCCAACCGCAACCAGUCUCCACAAAGCCCAUCCUGGGCUCGUCUAGAAUUGGGCAAACCGACCGAGAACCCACGGCGUCCCAUGCGCAACACGUCUCCUUUACGUGCCCUAGCUGCUUUAUCCUUGUUGAUAGAUGUAAGGAUAUUAAAACUAACUGUAAGGCCGAUGGCCAUCGUUAAGCAUUGAUCAAUAAGAAAACAGCCGGAGAGUUAAGCUCUCCCGUAGACUAGUCCCGAUAUCGGGGAGACAACGUAAAUCUCGUCUUGUUCUUUCUUACUGGUUCCGCGAAUUUUACAUGGUAUCAGAGCUGUGAUCCAUACAUAGCGUUUGCACUAUGGGCGACGUCGACUCUACCCUUGAGACACCAAGCUCGGGAAAGUCGAUCGGUUCUGGUUCUAGCGGCGACAAGGAGCUGGACGCUCACAACCCAUUUUUCAUCCCAAAUUCGGAUUCCACUGGACACCUGCACGUGAGCAGCGUAUUAACUCCGACCAAUUAUGGGGAGUGGGUUCUUGAGAUGACUGACGCUCUCGUCACCAAGAACAAAAUUGGUUUUGUUGAUGGUUCUCUUCCUCGCCCACAGGGCGGCGGCCCCUCGUCGCUUACUUGGACGCGUUGUGAUGCCCUGGUCAAGGGUUGGUUGCGCAGUGCGAUGGAUCCGGAGUUACGAAGCAGUGUUAUGCAUGCUAAGACAGCCCAAGAGAUAUUGGAGGAUCUUCGGAAUCGUUUUAGCAAAGGUAAUUUGACUCGCGCCUAUGAGUUACGUCGACACGUGAGUUUUCUUCAGCAAGAGAAACAAUCUGUUUCCACUUUUUAUACAAAGCUCCGCAAGGCCUGGGAGGAAACACAGUCUAUUUUGUCGCCUCCUAUUUGUGCUUGUGGACGUCAAUGCCGUGAUCAGAAUGAGAGUUUGAGACUCUUUGAUUUUCUGUUGGGCCUAGACGAUUCUUUCGCGACUGUUCGCAGUCAAAUCCUCUCACUGUCGGUUCCUCCAUCAUUGCCCGAGGCCUUCCGGAUUGUUUACAAUGAUGAGCAGCAACGACUACUGACUCAGACCCGCAAACCCCUUCCAGAGGCAGCAGCGUUCGUGACUCAUGGUGAAGCAGAUCGUGGCGCAUCUGGCGCCCGCAAUUCACGCGAACGAAGCUCGGCCGACAAAGAAAAGGAUACUCGGAUUUGCACUCAUUGCCUUAAACCUGGGCAUUUGCGGGAGACCUGUUAUCAAUUGAUUGGAUAUCCUUCUUGCGACAAGCAUGGCGAUGGGCAGAACCGCCGGAAAAGUCGCGAUUCUGGCCGCGAUGCGAGUUGCGAUGGUGGCGCUGCUCGUGGUCAAGGUAGGGAGCCGCGGGCCUCCCAGGUGGAACAGGAGUCGAGUCCUGUCCCUGGUUUUAGUGUACAGCAGUUGGAGCAGCUAAAGCGGUUCUUUGGCUCUCAAUUCUCUCCCGCCACGGAUCCCUCAAGUCACAUGGCUGGUACGUUUUCAUCUUCUGAUCAAUGUGAAUGGAUUAUUGACUCUGGGUGCAAUGAGCACAUUACUAUGGAUGAUAAUCUUCUUACUACGGAUCAUCAUGUUUUAUCGACUCCACCUGUUCGUAUCUCGAAUGGAGCUAGCAUUCCGGUUAAACGUAUUGGCAUAGUUAAGUUGAGUGAUGGGAUGACAUUGGGACGUGUUUUACAUGUUCCGGAAUUUUGCUGCAACCUCUUAUCAGUUAGCAGACUUUGUCAAGAACAUCAUGUUGCUAUAAUCUUCCUCGAUGAUUUUUGUAUCGUACAGGACUUACACUCCAGGAACGUGAUUGGGAAGGGGGAGAUUCGUGAUGGAUUGUAUUUCCUGUAGUUGUUCGGUUGUCGUAGUGCUCGAGUUCAUGCCGUUGACAAGCCGCCUGCACUACCUUGGCAUGAAAGGUUGGGACACCCUUCGUUGGCGGUCAUGACCAAGCUUCAAGAUCAACUUCCUACACCUACAGUUUCGGACCAUGGUGUUUGUCACCCUUGCUCUCGUGCUAAGCAAGUUCGGACUAGUUUUCCUAUUAGUGGCAUUCGGACUACCUCUUGUUUUGAGAUGUUGCACAUGGAUAUUUGGGGCGGAUAUAAUACUCCUUCUUACAGUGGUGCUUAUUAUUUUUUGACAAUCGUUGACGAUUUCAGUCGUGGCGUUUGGAUUUAUCUCAUUAAAUUCAAAUAAGAUGU
Molecule: messenger RNA, 3079 nt
Organism: Linum trigynum
Lineage: Eukaryota; Viridiplantae; Streptophyta; Magnoliopsida; Malpighiales; Linaceae
Source: the annotation of a GenBank genome assembly